Molecule: messenger RNA, 1796 nt
Organism: Pollicipes pollicipes
Lineage: Eukaryota; Metazoa; Arthropoda; Thecostraca; Pollicipedomorpha; Pollicipedidae
Product: alkaline phosphatase-like
Exons: 1
Coding region: 18-1673 (551 amino acids)
Biological process (GO): dephosphorylation
Molecular function (GO): alkaline phosphatase activity
Source: RefSeq, a predicted model, not a curated record
ACGACCAGCACCUCACGAUGAAGCUGCUCGUGGCCGCCGGCCUGCUGGCCCUCGUGGCCUCCGUGCCCCUCGACUCCAGGGUCGAGGACCAGGACGAGCUGGAGAUGCACGAGAUGUGGGCACCCACCUACCAGGAAGUCCAGGCCAAAAUGGGACUGGGGAGCAGCGCGUCCCUCUCCCGUUCCGGCCAGGUGCUGGAUUCGGUCUUCUGGAAGAGCAUGGCCCAGGACAUUAUCCAGACCAAGCUAAGCGACGAGGUGUACCACAAGCAGGCGAAGAACGCGAUCCUGUUCAUCGGUGACGGUAUGUCUAUCCAUACACUAGCCGCCGCCCGGAAGCAGAAGGGUCUGCUGCACGGCGCCGACGUGCCCGAGCACACCAUGCUCUCCUGGGAGAUGUUCCCCUACACCGGUCUCUCCAAGACCUACAACUGCGACCGCUGGACGGCUGACUCCGCCUCGACCGCCACCGCCUACCUGACCGGCGCCAAGGGCAACUUCCUCACGGUCGGUGUCGACUGCUCCGUCCUCAUCUGGAACUGCGACGCCGUCAACGAGGCGUCCUCGCCCAAGUCAAUUCUCCGCUACGGAGUGGAGGCCGGUAAGUGGGUCGGUCUGGUGUCCACCGCCCGUAUCACGCACGCCUCUCCCGCUGCCACCUUCGGUCACACCGCCUACCGUACCUGGGAGUCGGAUGCCGACUUCGCCGCCAUGGAGUGGAUGACCGGCCCCGUCCAGGACUCGUGCAAGAACGCCAUGAAGGACCUGUCCACACAGUUCGUCGAGCGUGAGGGCAUCGAUAUCAAUGUUGCCUUUGGCGGCGGCUGGGGCAAGUUCACGCCUAAGGAGGUCGAGGGCGGCGCCCGCCUGGAUGGUCGCGACCUGAUCCAGGAGUGGAAGGACAAGCAGGAGUCUCUGGGACGCAGCCACGCCUACAUCAGCACCAAGGCCGAGCUGAACAGCUUCGACGCCGCCUCUGCCGACUAUGUACUUGGUCUGUUCAGCCGCAGCCACAUGCAGUACCGCGCCUUUCAGACCGCCGACGAUGUCAACCUGACCGAGAUGGUGAAGAAGGCCCUGGAGAUCCUGAAGCGUGGACCCAACGGCUUUGUCCUCUUUGUGGAGGGCGCCAAGAUCGAUCACGGCCAUCACUACGGCAACGCCUACACGGCUAUCGACGAGACUGUGGAGCUGGAGGAGGUUGUCCAGUACGCUGUGGACCACACCGACAUUGAGGACACCCUCAUCGUUGUCUCCUCUGACCACGCUCACACCUUUACCAUCAACGGCUACCCGGAGCGCGGCCUGGACAUGUUCGGCCCUGCCUCGUUCCUGGCCGGCGGCAUGCAGAAGGGUGGCCCGCCGCCCAAGCUGCCCUACUCGAUCCUGCAGUACGCCAACGGUCCGGGCGGCGCUCGGACCAAGGAAGAGCUCGAUGCCAAGCGCUCGGGUCUCAUGCAGACCGGCCCGGACGCCGAGUGGCGCGACCCGCACUACAAGCAGGUGGCCGGUAUUUACCUGCCGAAGGAGACGCACGGUGGAGAUGAUGUCGGUAUCUUCGCUCGCGGCCCGGGCGCCCACCUGCUGCGCGGCAGUGUGGAGGAGAACUACAUCCACCACGUCAUCAACUGGGCCCUCUGCCAGGGUGACUACCUCACCGUUUGCGACGAGUAAACAUCAGCAGCGGCCUCAGCCAGAUUUGCCAGUGUUUUUUCCCCGGGCAUUGUAACCUUUCCGUCUGUGUCAUUAUUUUUUCCAAAUCGUGGUGGUAAUGAAUACAUGUCCGACAACAGAAAA